UUCUACAAUUAUUUUCUUCAUAAUUAUGAUCACAGACUUAAAGAAAUUGCUGCAUGCUAUAGACUAGAUUCAAUAGUAACCACCAAUAACCAUUUAGAAUCAUUCCAUAAAGAUUUUAAAUAUAACUAUCUUAAUGGUAAAUGUAACAAAAGUUUGGACCACUGCUUGUACAAGCUAAUGGAAUACAUCCAAGAUAAAGGGCAUCAAAGAAUUAUUAAAUUAGAAAGAGGGAAAAUUUCUCAUCAAAUACAAAAAUUAAUAUUGCGACAUAGCGCAGUUUAACAGUAGAUCUUGAGUCUGUUCUCCAAGAAUCGGAUAGUAGAAAGAGAAAACAGCUCGGAUAAAUGCAAAAUAAGAUGCACUGAAUGUUCAGUCUGCAUUCACGAAAUAAAAUGCUCUUGUAUAGAUAGUGUGCAAAAUAAUACUAUUUGCAAACAUUCACACCUCGUUUGCAGAAAAUACCUCACAAAAGGAAAGAAAACAGCUACUUCAAAUACUAAUCCAACUGUUAUUAAUGACUUGCACACCAUGCUGCAAACGACUAAUCACAGACAACAGAAACCUCACAAUCUAUUAACAGAUACCGAAGAAUUACUUAACGAAAUUAAAGAAAACGUCAAAAAAUUGGAUCCAGUGAAGAACAAAGAAACACAUUUAGAAGUAAAUUCAAUGCUGCAAAGAAUUAUAAAUUAUAUGAAAAUUGAUUCGGAACAAAAUAAAUUACCGCCCUCCACCAGUAAUGGCAAUAAAAACAUAGAAACCCAGAAUUCCUUUUUUUUCAACUAAGAAAAAACAAGAGAGACUAUCAGUUAGGGUUGCCAAACCUUCUUUUGAAGAGCAGAAUUCGAUUAAAUCGACUUUCAUUUCUCAGAUUACAGUUCCUCAAACAGACCAUGAAGGUUACUAUUCUAAGGAAAUUUCUAAAGAAAAUAGAAACCAAAUCCCAGCAAAAAA
Molecule: messenger RNA, 954 nt
Organism: Argiope bruennichi
Lineage: Eukaryota; Metazoa; Arthropoda; Arachnida; Araneae; Araneidae
Exons: 2
Source: RefSeq, a predicted model, not a curated record